GUGGAACUGGUCCUUUUCACCCAGUGGAUGAAGCAGCAUAAGCUUUCCUGGAGCUUCGCUGCUGCUUCAGGGGAGCUGCUUGUGGCAGCGUCACGUUGUGCUUCUCCUCCUGCAACUCGUUAAAAAAUGAAGAAGAGGGGAAACGAACUAGCGCGCGAGUCCCACCCCCUCCAGGUUGCUCGGCUUUCUCAAAGCCAUAUUCCUUUAAGAUGAUGUAAUAGUCAUUUCCCUGGAUGGUUUCUUCCCUGCACUGCUGAAACAACAGCAUCCGAACUGCACUGGGAACUGUGGAACCACCCAGCCCAGCAACCAGAGGCAGCAGCCUGGGUAGUGAAAGCAGAGAGCAAGCAGCUUCCCUGGGCAUCCUUUUCCUCUCACCCACCCCCGCUCCACUCCACUUCAAACUGCUGCAGGCUUGUGCUCUCUCAACCUGGCUGGGAACAUGGGAGGAUCUCUGCCCUUCCUGAUGGAGAGGGUACCACUGUGGGAUGCCACUGAAACUGCCUUUCACUGCUCUUCAUGUUAUCUGGGCUUUCUGCAAGUCAUCUGAAGCAAGGUCCUCCUCCUGAAAUUCUCUCCUGUCCUAAAGAGUCCUGACCUGGGAUUUGUGCUGCUUUUGCCUCUCUCUCUCUUGGUCUCAGCUAUUGUUGCACAGCUUCGUUUCUCUCCGAUGCCCAGCCUGGUUAACUUUCCUGUGCAAGGGUUUUAACAGUUAAGUUCUGCCUGGAUAUUGCCAACUGAGCUGCUCUCUUCCCCGCAAACCCCAGUCCCUUUCCUGCUUUUGGAUUUGCUUCUAUACCAGAUUCAACCCUCAGUGCUGAUUUUUUUGGGGGGGUUGCUUAGGAAAUGUUGCUUCCCUUCGCAGGAACUGUGCAUUUGUGUAACCAAGGCUUGUGAAUGAUAAGGAAACGUGGCUUGAUCCUACUGCUUGGGGCUUUGAUGGAAGAUCUGGUUAUGUGAUUGUCUUGUGUGAAGGGAGCCCUCUUCAAUUCUCGUAUUUCUUUGUUUUUGUAAGGUUCAAGUCACCUUGCCAGUUUUUGUGAUCAUCCAUUUCUGGACAAUUGGGAAAUAAAUCCUGUAACCUCAUUUCUGUUUCCUGUUCCCCACCCACCCAUCCAUCCCAGUCUCCUUAAAUGCUAGGAGACCCCUGGGGGAGUGGGUACAAGGAGCCUUCUUGAAACCUUGGAUGUGAGUGCGAGUUCCCCCACAGCUUGUGGUUGGCUUGUUUAACAAUAUCAUGGCCUUGAGUGGAAACUGCAGGACUUACCUCCCUCCCAGAGAGCAAGCAACAGCUGCACAAUCCUACCCAGAGGUGAUAGAGCUGAAUGUGGGCGGCCAGGUUUAUUUCACUCGCCUCUCAACUUUAACAGGCAUUCCCCACACCCUGCUUUGGAAAAUGUUCACCUCCAAGAGAGAGUCGGCCAACGAUCUUGCAAAAGAUUCCAAGGGAAGGAUAUUCAUCGACAGAGAUGGCUUCCUGUUCCGCUACAUUUUGGACUAUCUCAGGGACAAGCAAGUGGUCCUGCCUGACCAUUUUCCAGAAAGAGGGAGGCUCAAAAGGGAAGCCGAGUACUUUCAGCUGCCAGACUUGGUCAAAAUUCUGAGUCCGGAUGAGAUCAAGCAGAGCCCCGAUGAUUAUUGCCAUAGUGAUUACGAGGAGGUUUCCCAAAGCAGUGACACAAGAAUAUGUGCCCUGUCGUCACUCAUGCCCUCGGAUCGAAAGUGGGGCUUCAUUACCAUUGGCUACCGAGGGUCGUGCACCAUGGGUCGGGAGACCCAAGCAGAUGCCAAGUUCAGGAGAGUCCCGCGGAUUUUGGUUUGCGGCAGGAUUGCUCUAGUCAAAGAAGUUUUUGGAGAAAGUUUGAAUGAGAGCAGGGACCCAGACCGGGCUCCCGACAGAUACACCUCCAGGUUCUACCUGAAGUUCAGGCACCUGGAAAGGGCUUUUGAUAUGUUGUCAGAAUGUGGAUUCCACAUGGUGGCCUGCAAUUCUUCAGUCACGGCUUCUUUUGUCAAUCAAUACACUGAUGACAAAGUUUGGUCCAGCUACACGGAAUACGUCUUUUAUCGAGAGCCUUCAAGAUGGUCUUCAUCACACUGUGACUGCUGCUGUAAAAAUGGCAAAGGCGACAAAGAAGGAGAAAGUGGAACCUCCUGCAAUGAACUCUCCACCUCGAGCUGCGACAGCCAGUCAGAAGCCAGCUCCCCUCAAGAGACUGUCAUCUGUGGCCCGGUCACCCGCCAGUCCAAUAUACAGACUCUGGAUAGGCCAGUCAAGAAAGGCCCGGUGCAGCUACUUCAGCAGUCCGAAAUCCGGAGGAAAAGCGACCUGCUCCGAACUCUAACUUCCGGCUCUAGGGAAUCCAACUCUAGUAAAAAAAAAUCGGCGAAAGAAAAGCUCUCGAUUGAGGAAGAGUUAGAAAAAUGCAUCCAGGAUUUCCUCAAGAUCAAAAUCCCAGACAGGUUUCCAGAAAGGAAGCACCCUUGGCAAUCUGAACUGUUACGAAAGUAUCGUCUAUAGGAGCGGGGUUAGGGCAAGGAAAAUCACCUUAUUGCAAUUUACAGAAUGAGAUCCUACAUGAUAAAGAAAUAAAAUAAUAAUGGUAAUAAUUUGUUAGAUCACACACACAAAAAUGACGAUGACCCACAAUCCAUCACUAUAGUACAGCCUAAUUUGCCUAUUUCACCAAAGCAUUCCUAAUUACACUAUAACAACAUCCUCCCUGUGAUAGGAGGAUUAACAAGGCAUUCAUCAUGUGUUAACCUCCUGACAUAUGCCAUAUGCUUGCAGUGCCACAUGCACAGCUAAGGAAACAUGUGCAGUAUGGUUGUGGGUUGGCACCACCAACGACGAAAAUUUUCAUAUGGUCGGGCAGAGUUUUAUGGUGGGUGGUGAUUUUCUAAGCUGCAUGCCUUCUUGAGUUCACCUUUAAUGUCAUUUAUUUGGAGAGAGAAGCUGGGUCAGGCAGAUGUCAAUGGUCUUGAAAGGAAGACGUGAUGUCUUGCCGGUUUACACCAGGAGAGAGUGUAUAUAUGUCUGUGUGCCACAUAAAAGUUUUCUUCGUUUCCUCCUUUUAACUGUGUGUUACUCUCAAAAGUACUACUAGAGCUUACUGGAUGACCUAUGUCCUCUUCCCCACCCCUGUAGAAUUAUGUACAGAAUAAGUAUUUGCCCCCUUCUUUUCUUGGAGAGGAGGGUCAACUCUUGAUAUCAGCGGUAGAUCUGAAUUUGCUCUGUUUGCACACCAUGAAUGUUUAUGAGCCACAGACUGCACUCAGCUUAGCAGGAACAUCUGACAAGCCAAUGGCUGCAAUCCAGUAGGGAGAUACGUGCGGGGUCCAAGUGGUUGUGGGCUGUCACACUUCAGAUUUUGCUCAGUUUCUCUUUCAGCAAUUUUCAUCCCAAUCCCUUAAACUUGGAGUGUUUAAAAAGUAGCCCCAUGGAUUCAGGAGGGAGAGCUGCUGGAAUAAAAACUGAUAGAACUCUAGUGUGCAUGGAGAAAUGGCAGAAAUCUGCAUUGUGAAUUGUAAGUCCUGCCAAUGUUUUUUUGUGUUUUUUUUUACUGGCCCUGCCUUCCAAAGAGACUUUAUGUGCAUGCAGAAAUCAAGCAGGAAAUCCUUUUCCAUCAUGUUAUCUCCACGCCAGAGAAU
Molecule: messenger RNA, 3651 nt
Organism: Podarcis raffonei (Aeolian wall lizard)
Lineage: Eukaryota; Metazoa; Chordata; Lepidosauria; Squamata; Lacertidae
Gene: KCTD16
Product: potassium channel tetramerization domain containing 16
Exons: 3
Coding region: 1238-2521 (427 amino acids)
Biological process (GO): regulation of G protein-coupled receptor signaling pathway; protein homooligomerization
Cellular component (GO): postsynaptic membrane; presynaptic membrane
Molecular function (GO): protein binding
Source: RefSeq, a predicted model, not a curated record